UAGGAGGAGAUAACACUCACAACAAAUUGCAAAGUUUCAUACAAACCAAUAACCAUUGCUUGUGAAUUAACACACCACCAAACCAAACCCACCCAAAAAAGCAAAAGCCCACAUUUUUGGUGUUGAUUUCCUGUCUCUUUCUUUCUCUCUCUUCAUUCUUCCCCUAAUUUUUCAGCAAAAACAAAACUACCCAUUUCAUCAAAUCCUUUUAUUCUAUGAUAAUUUCACUCACAUUUUUGUAAUUUCAAUAAAAGAUUGAAUCUUUUUGGUGGGUUUUUUUUUUGAAAAAGAAGAUAAAUUAAUGGAGCAAAAAAGUUUUCUUUUAUCUGCAUUAAGUGUUGGUGUUGGUGUUGGUGUUGGCCUUGGGAUUGCUUCUGGCCAAACAGUUGGUAAAUGGAUUGGUUCAAAUGCUACCUUGGAUAGCAUUUCUGCUGAUCAAAUUGAAAAUGAAUUAUUGAGGUUGAUUGUUGAUGGCAAGGAAACUAAAGUUACUUUUGAUGAGUUUCCUUAUUUUCUAAGUGAGCAAACCCGAAUGCUAUUGACAAGCGCUGCAUAUGUUCAUUUGAAGCAUGCUGAAGUUUCUAAGUUCACUAGGAAUCUGUCACCCGGAAGCAGGGCAAUUCUGCUUUCAGGGCCAGCUGAACUUUAUCAGCAGUUGCUUGCUAAAGCACUGGCUCACUACUUUGAUGCGAAGUUGUUACUGUUGGAUGUUGUCGACUUUUCCAUGAAGAUGCAGAACAAGUAUGGCUGCAACAAGAAGGAAACUCGCAUGACAAGGUCCAUUUCGGAAGCAACAUUAGGACGUAUGUCCAGCUUGCUAGGUUCCUUCUCUGUCCUUCCUCCAAGGGAAGUACCUAAAGGAACAUUGCGUAGGCAAGCUAGCACCACAGACAUCAAUUCUAGGGCUGGGGAUGCUGCCAGUUGCCCUCCAAAGCAUCGUAGGAAUGCCUCAACAUCAACUGAUUUAAGUAGCAUUGCUUCUCAAUCUGCUACAACAAGUUUCCCUCCAAAGCGCACAAACAACUGGUCUUUUGAUGAGAAACUGUUUCUACAAGCACUUUACAAGGUCUUAGUCACCGCAUCAGAAAAGAAUCCUAUCAUAUUAUAUGUCAGGGACAUUGAAAGGCUACUGCUUCAAUCAGAGAGGCUAUACAAUUUGUUUGACAAAUUGUUGAAGAAGAUGACGGGUUCAGUCUUGGUGCUUGGGUCACGUAUGUUAGAUGCAAAUUCUGAGUAUGAACAAGUGGAUGAUCGGCUUACCUUGUUGUUCCCUUACAACAUUGACAUCAGGCCUCCAGAUGAUGAGAGUAACCUUGUUAACUGGAAUUCUCAACUAGAAGAGGACAUGAAGAUGAUCCAAUUUCAGGAUACCAGGAACCACAUUGCUGAGAUUCUUGCAGCUAAUGAUCUUGUUUGUGAUGAUCUGGGUUCCAUCUGCCAUUCAGACACAAUAACCCUCAGUGAUCAUAUUGAUGAAGUUGUGAUGUCUGCAAUAUCUUACCAUUUAAUGAACAAUAAGGAGCCUGAUUACCGCAAUGGGAAGCUGGUUAUAUCUUCUACGAGUUUGGCCCAUGGCUUGAGUAUAUUCCAAGAAGGAAAAAAGAUGGGCGUGGCUAAGAUGGAAACAAAUGGUGAAACUGGAAAGGCAACGGAUGAUGCUGGUGCAGUGAAGUCAGAUGGGAAGUCUGAAAGUUCUGGUGCUGAUAACAAAGGUGAUGACAAAUCACUUCCCCCGACAAAGAAUGCUGAAAAUCCGGCCCCUGUGAAGGAAGUGGCCCCGGACAAUGAGUUUGAGAAACGCAUAAGGCCGGAGGUGAUUCCUGCGAAUGAGAUAGGAGUUACAUUCAACGAUAUUGGAUCUCUGGAGGAGACUAAGGAAUCUCUUCAGGAACUAGUGAUGCUUCCCCUAAGAAGGCCAGACCUGUUCAAAGGUGGGCUUUUGAAGCCUUGCAGAGGUGUGCUGCUCUUUGGCCCUCCUGGUACUGGUAAAACUAUGUUGGCUAAGGCUAUUGCCAAUGAAGCUGGGGCGAGCUUCAUCAAUGUCUCGAUGUCCACCAUCACUUCAAAAUGGUUUGGUGAAGAUGAAAAGAAUGUCCGGGCAUUGUUCACACUUGCAGCUAAAGUGUCUCCCACUAUUAUCUUUGUUGAUGAGGUGGAUAGUAUGCUUGGGCAGCGUACCAGGGUUGGGGAGCACGAAGCCAUGAGGAAAAUCAAGAACGAGUUCAUGACACAUUGGGAUGGACUCAUGACCAAACCCGGGGAACAGAUUCUUGUUCUUGCUGCUACCAACAGGCCAUUUGACCUUGAUGAAGCCAUUAUUAGGCGAUUUGAGCGCAGGAUAAUGGUGGGUUUGCCAAGCACUGAGAAUAGGGAGAAGAUCUUAAAAACUCUUUUGUCAAAAGAGAAAGCAGAGAAUGUUGACUUCCGUGAGCUUGCCACCAUGACUGAAGGAUACACUGGAAGUGAUCUUAAGAAUCUCUGUAUCACUGCUGCAUACCGGCCUGUUCGUGAGCUGAUCCAGAGGGAGAGAAAGAAGGAUUUGGCAAGGAAGAAGAAAGCCCAAGAGAAUAACAACGAUUCAACUGAUGCUUCAUCUGAGACAAAAGAACCUGAGAAGGAGGAAGAGCCAAUUGUUUUGAGAGCUUUGAACAUGGAAGAUCUGAGGCAAGCAAAGAAUCAGGUUGCUGCUAGUUUUGCUUCAGAGGGUGCAGUGAUGAAUGAACUGAAGCAGUGGAACGAGCUGUAUGGAGAAGGCGGUUCAAGGAAAAAGGAGCAGCUUACUUACUUCUUAUAGAAAUGGCCGUCCUUUUUCACACAUUCAGAGCAUCCUAUUCUUACGCUUUCCUAUAAAGCUCGAAGAGAACUCCCACAAACAGCUCUAGUUCUGAAGAUAUGUUUCCAUAGGGAGGAAGUUUACUUGAAAGCUCUGUUGCUAGAGUCCUCUUUGGUAUGGAUAUAUAUAAUCUCAAAGCAUCAAAAAAAAAAGGCUUGAAUUUAGUGUAGUUUGUAUUUCUUGCUGGUGCAUUGGUGGUCGAGUGAAAGUGAGUUCUAGUUUGAUGCAAUGUGGGUUCACAUUCUACAUACCAUAUUCUAUGUAAGAGUUAAUUUGCUCAUGCUCUAUCUUUACAAGAGCCUAUGCAAUGUAGUAUGUAAUUAGGUUUCUAGAAAAUGAACAACUUAUAAAAUUUCUCUUAAUUUUUAUGGUGUAAUUUAUGUAUCAGUUACUGUGGCAGUUGCCCUUUGUACAUUAUGUCUUAUUUAACUCUUCUUAUUCUGUUUCUA
Molecule: messenger RNA, 3282 nt
Organism: Beta vulgaris subsp. vulgaris (sugar beet)
Lineage: Eukaryota; Viridiplantae; Streptophyta; Magnoliopsida; Caryophyllales; Amaranthaceae
Exons: 14
Coding region: 302-2794 (830 amino acids)
Cellular component (GO): mitochondrial outer membrane
Molecular function (GO): ATP binding; ATP hydrolysis activity
Source: RefSeq, a predicted model, not a curated record